AUGUCAACUUCAAGAUCUAACGAGCAUCUGACAAUUGGCUAUCCGCCCCAAACGGCGACGGCUCAGAAUCGGUCGACGUCUCCGACGAGCACCUCGCCGAACGAUCCACAAUCAGCCACCAGUUUACGGUCUCCCUUUGGUCUGUCUCCGGGCCUAGCACCGUCAACCAAAAUGUCCGGCAGCACGCGGCCUGUCGCGGGCUCGCCUUCUCAUGAGAUCCCACCAUCUGGCCGCCUCUUCUCCAAGCGAGCUCGAGAGAUCCAGGCGCAAGAAGGUGUCGCGGGAUUGCCAGUAAAUCCCUGGGGGGGCCCUCCCACCAGUGGUAACUCAACACCCCUUCGCGAGAACAUUCCCGAGUCGCCCACAGAUGGCUUUCCCGACUUUGCCCAGCUGCCCACCCCAGACAGCUUACCACAGACCCGGCGUGCUCGGGCGGGUACAGUGCCAUCUAGGUUUUCGCCUGGCGGUGCAAACAACGGCUUGAUCGGCAUUCCGGCUCUACCCUCAAAGACCUCGCGACCGAGUCCGACGCAGACACCCUUCACGGCUACCCCGUCGCCGGGUCUCGAGCCGGUGGACAAUGCGGCUAGCACCUCAACUUUACUGUCAAGACUGCGAGCUGGUUCCAUGCCUCAGCGGAGUCCGUUUGCCCACAUCCCGGGCACCAGUUCGCCUUUCGGACCGUCCAUUUUUAGCAGUUGGAACCCCACCGGGCGAGAGAGAGGCAACACGCUGGCAAGCAUUGCCAGCAUAGGAUCCAACGGCCCAAGUUCUCCAGCCCAGUCGCAGUUCUCGAGAGAGGGAGCUGCGGAGAGCGACGUUCACAUGAGAACACUCGACUAUCUUGGCUUAGCCGAGACACCUCAGCAAUCUCGGGCCCAACUCGCCACCCCGUUCAUACCUAUGUUUGCCGACCUUAAUAAGGCAGCAAACCGGAUCCGGUCCUACUCUGUCAACAACAAAGAUAAGUAUGUCGACGAGGAGGACGAUGACUUUGAUUCUGAGAGCCUGUCAGUGAUGGAAAGCCAGUAUGCCCAGCUGCAAGAUCAGCUUGCUGCGACGAACGCUGCAAUCCACAACCAUAACCUGGCCGUACAGGCGUUUGCUAAUCAAGCCGCUGUCAACCGUCCUCGUGCGAGGACCGCUGGAGUCUUAGAGACACCGGCGUCCCGUAUCCUGCGCAACUACUUUCCUACCCCGUCAAGACUUGACAGCCCCAUCUCGGCGGCAGAAAUUCGACUGCCAGAUGAGAAGGAGUUUGACGACCUCCCCCAGGCCGUCGCUGCCAUGUCGUUGGCGAGAUCGAAUAGCCACAACAACGGACUCUUGAGCGCCGACGAGCAAGGCCUCGAAGGGCCGACGAGCGCACUUUGGCUUGGCAGCAUUCCCACUUCCACCACGACCUCAACGCUGACCGAGAUGUUCAAAUCGUAUGGCCUAAUAUUGUCGGCCCGAGUUCUGACCCACAAGAACUGUGGCUUCGUCAACUUUGAGAGAGUGGAUAGUGCUAUCUCCGCUAAAGCCGCUAUGAACGGAAAGGAAAUUUUUCCUGGCGCUGGUCCUAUUCGCAUCAACUUUGCAAAGCCUCCUUCGGCAUCCAACACGCCUGGUCAUGACGGCGUGUUUCCUUCCCCAAGCCCUGAUCCUUUUUCCAAGGCCCAAGAGAACGGGCAAGCCGGCGCGCCGGGGGAUGCUGUGCCAACCGCAAUUCCGAGCAAUGUUACGCCAACUGUGCCUCCCCUUGGUGAGAUGACGGCUGAUAUCAUGGAUAUUGUCGACCAGUUUGGGGCCAACGAAGAGGACAAAUACCGCAUGUCCAUGAGCUUACAGCAAGCGAUCAAAUUCACUGAUUUCGUCGAUGAGAUUCCGCCUAUCAAGGAACCUGCCCAUACCAGGGUGCAUGAUGCGCCAAAGCUAAGGGAUAUCCGCAAGAAGAUCGAUAACCAAAUGCUCUCUCUUCACGAGAUUGAACAGAUUGCCAUUGAUAUGCUUCCCGAGAUCGCCGAGCUUUCGUCAGACUACCUUGGCAACACGGUCGUCCAGAAACUCUUUGAGCACUGUUCGGAUAACCUGCGAGACUCGAUGCUUGCUGAGAUCGCUCCCCACAUGGCUGAGAUUGGCGUACACAAGAAUGGUACUUGGGCAGCCCAGAAGAUCAUUGAUGUUUGCAAGACUCCGCAUCAGAUGAAUUUGAUUGUGGAAUAUUUACGUCCCUACACGAUCCCCUUGUUCCUGGACCAAUAUGGCAACUAUGUUCUGCAGGGCUGUCUCAAGUUCGGCUCGCCAUUCAACGACUUCAUUUUCGAGACGAUGCUGAGCAGGAUGUGGGAGGUUUCCCAGGGUCGGUACGGAGCUCGUGCGAUGCGGGCCUGCCUCGAGAGCCAUCAUUCCACAAAAGACCAGCAGAGGUUGUUGGCAGCAGCCAUUGCUCUGCACAGUGUGGAGCUCGCCACAAAUGCCAACGGAGCUUUGCUUCUUACUUGGUUCCUCGACACCUGCACGUUCCCGCAGCGGCGGACAGUUCUGUCGCCUCAGCUGGUUCCAUAUCUGGUUCAUCUAUGCACACACAAGGUUGCCUACCUAACAGUCUUGAAGGUCAUCAACCAGAAAGCGGAGGGAGAUGCAAGGGACACCAUUCUCAAGGCGCUCUUCUUUUCCCAAAACGACCAAGUUCUCGAGGCAAUCUUGAGUGACCAUGCCUGUGGUGCAACUCUGAUUUUCAAGGUCUUGACAACGCCAUUUUUCGAUGAGGCCAUUCGAGGGCAGGUUGUUGAGAAUGUCAAGUCUGUCUUGAUUCGUAUCAAGGCGCAGCCGGGACAAGGGUAUAAACGCUUGAUGGAUGAGGUGGGUCUCUCCACGCGGAGCGGUGGCGGCAGUGGCAGCGGCGGCAGCGGCGGCAGCGGCGGCGGCAGUGCCGGUGCUGGAAAUGGUCCUCGAGACCAUGGCAACAACACCUCUGGCGAGCGACAACGCCCGGCAUCGCGUCAAACUGGCCUCAAUGCCCAGCAGCAGCAGGCUCAAGUCCAACAGCAGCAACAGGCUCAGCAACAAGCUCAAGCUCAGCAGCAGCAACAGGCGCAGCAACAGGCGCAGCAGGCUCAGCAGCAGGCUCAGCAGGCUCAGCACGCGCAGCAAGCCCAGCAACAGGCCCAACAGCAAGCCGCCCAAUUUACUAGUGCCGGAGCUGGCCAGUUCUACAAUCCUCUCAACGCUGCUGCUAGCCAGGCAAACUAUGAGAUGGUCUAUGGCAUCCCCCGAAGCGAGAGUGUCGAGCCAAGCUUACCUCAGCAAUUCCCGGCAUAUAACCAGGGACCGGUGUUCAACGCGUCCAACCCGCCCCUAGGCCCAGCUGCUCUCCAGCAGAUGCAGUACCAGCAGUCCAUGAUAUCACGAGGUGCACCCCCUAUGGGCAACUACUAUCCCGCGAUGCAGGCUGGCUUUGGUGGAUUCCAGAGCGGAAGCCCCUCUCUCGAUCAGUACCGAAACCAACCUCAACCAAAUGGGAGCCCAAUCCAGCCUCCCAGCGCUCAGUUGCCAAGUGUUCCCGGCGGCCAAGCUCCAUUUGCAGCGCCUGGCUUUGGCAUGAACAUGGGUAUUCCUGGGUUUGCAUAUAGUAACCUCGGAGGGAUGCAGAACGUGGCAUAUAUGCAGGAACAAGUCAAUUCUAGACGUGGGCGUGUAGGUCGCAGCCCGCAACCCGAGAGACAACGGCGCGCGCAGUAGGAAGCCAAACAGAUACUUACUCUUCGUGUUCAGAAAUAAUACGGCUGCCAUCGAUUUGGCUCUUCGACGGCCUACUCCGAGCUCGCUCGAGCCUGUGGCGGCGCAUACAGCUAUUGACAUGAGGGGUUUGGGCGUGUUUCCAAGAUUAGAGCUUCAUUGUUUUCACAGACAUGCUCUCUGAGACCUGAGUCAAGUUUGCGGCGCCUCGGGAGCUGUUGUUGUCGUCUGUGUCAGCUGAUGGCGAUCUUGGUUGGUGUUCAGGGGGUGGGUUUACAAGGGCAUGGCGUACCUU
Messenger RNA from Lasiosphaeria miniovina, 4015 nucleotides. RefSeq lists its product as uncharacterized. Gene Ontology annotation, molecular function: RNA binding. Bases 1 to 3723 code for a protein of 1240 amino acids. The transcript has 2 exons. NCBI's taxonomy places the organism in Eukaryota, Fungi, Ascomycota, Sordariomycetes, Sordariales, Lasiosphaeriaceae. Gene Ontology annotation, biological process: nuclear-transcribed mRNA catabolic process, deadenylation-dependent decay. The record is from RefSeq and is a predicted model, not a curated record.